Molecule: messenger RNA, 2406 nt
Organism: Symbiodinium necroappetens
Lineage: Eukaryota; Dinophyceae; Suessiales; Symbiodiniaceae
Source: the annotation of a GenBank genome assembly
GUGAAUUUCGUCCGGGCACCGGAGGGAGGAGAAGGAAAGCCCUUGGUUGUGGGCGUCGUAAACAUCGUGAUGCAGGUUAAAGCCUUGAGCUCUGCACCAGAACCAGCGGCGGCAACUGGGCUCGACACGGCACAUACAGUCGCCUCAGCUUUGGCACCUUCUCUGGACAAGUCCCUCUGGCAGACGAGGCUGUUCGAAAGUCGGCUCCACAUCCUGGUGCACCGAGCCGAUGCGCUUCCAGUGCCAGAUGCGAGCGCGAAGGCUGUGGUGCGGGUGGCUGCAAGGCUCCUUCAGCCCGGCGGCCAUGUGUUGCAAGAGUUGGCCUCCCGAAACCUUCCGGUGGAGCCAGCGACCGCGCACACGGGCGAGGUUUGGUUCAACCAGGAGAUCGUGAUGCCGAUGUCAGUAUCGAUGCUAGAAGCACCUGGGUUGCAGGUUGGACUCGCCCUGGAGAUGGUGUCUUCAACACCAGACGGUGCUGUGACGGACUCCUUGCUGAACCUCCAAUGGUCACCAUCCUCCCUGCCGCUUCUGAAUCCCAUCCACCUCCAUGCCAGGUCCUCUGCCACCGCUUCCACUGCCUCGAGACCUCGACCUGGGCUGCUGGUCUCCAUGACGCGGGAGCCGGGCCAUGAGGCCUUGGAUGGACUGGGAGGUGGUGUAUCCCAUGGCUUGGAGAUCAGGGUGCACGGAGUGCCUCACGGGCGCCCUCUUCCUGAUCUGGUCGAGGGUGCGCUUGUGGCCGUCUGCCCAGAGUCGUCUGUUGGCACAGACACCCGCGACUUGCGCAUACCUGUGGCAACCUAUCUCUACGACCAGCGAAUUGAACUCUCUGCUUUCCUCGAUGAGCACUUCAUCACUGCGGCCUCGAACCUGCGCUGCUUCCUAUCGCCGUUGUCAGGUGCAUCCCGAACUCCUCAGUGGGGGCAAUUUCUCCUGCGCUGUUUGUCGUCGGCAACAGCGCUCAAAGCCGUUACGAUCUUGCUCUUCGAAUGCCGCGGUGCCAGAGCGGACCCAGAUAGUCCGCUCAGCGGGAAUCUUCUUGGUUUUGCCUCCUUGGACGCCUCUUCGCUGAUCGGGUCAGAGCCGAUGUCGCGUUCCUUUCUCUUGGAUCUUCGACUCCUCGAGGCACCUGGUGCCUCCACCUCUCUGGAGAUCGAAGCCCGAGUCUGGCCGCGGGGAGGUGGAGGUACUGCAGACGGGGCCCACGGAAAGCCAGUGGCUGCGACCACAGCACCGACACUAGCUCCGUCUGCUGCGCUGGCUCAGGAAGUGCAGGACUUUAGGCUAAAUCAUGAGCUUUCCGUUCAGCUCUCUAAGGAGUUCAAUAUGCGCGCCGCCGCACUUAAGCGAGCGGGGGAGGAGAUCGUGACCCUUCGAAGGCAGGUGCAGCUGUUGAAGAAUGAGAACAGAUCUCUUCGGGCACAGGUGGAGGAUGAGGAGCUGGCUGGAAAGCUCCAGCGGACCUUAGAGAAAUAUCGGGAGGAGAAGGCAAAGGCUUCCGAGCUGACCCGACGGAUGGAGGAGGCGCUCAAAGAGGUGAAUCGUGCUCGUGGCUUGGAAAGAUCACUGGAAGAGCUGCAGCAGGUGCACCUGGAGCAGAAUCGAGAGCUCCAGCGCCUCCAAGACGAGGGUAGGAAGUUGGACACAUACCGUCAAACAGCAAAGACGCAGGAGAAGGUCAUUUCCAAAUUGGAGAAGAUCCUUGAGAGCUCCUUGCAGGAGGUGCAGAAAGCGCAGAAGGUGCAGGUGGACAUCGAGCGCUUGAAGACCGAAAACCUGAAGCUCAGGGAGCGAUGUUCAAGCUUGCUCACACGGAAGCAGGAAGUGGGCGACGAUGAAGCACAGGAGCUGCGGCAGCGACUCGCAGAGAAGGAUGCUGAAAUUACCCGCCUGCAAAAAGUUGCAGCUUCUCUGAAGAUGAACGAUGUGGAAGUGGGUGAGGAGACCGUCCUGCCUUCGUCUUCACCCGGUACUGCGGCCUUGUCGGCUGAAGAGCAGGAGCAGCUGGCCCACCUGGAAGCGAAGCGCUUUGAAUGGGAGCAGCGAUGCGCGGCCGCAGAGCAGCGGUUGCAGGUGCUGCAGCAGCAGCUGACAGAAAGCUCAAAAAGGUAUGGGGCCGAAAUAUCUUCGUUGGAAGUCGAGAUUGCGAAGAAGGAUGCGCGCAUCAAAGAGUUGGAAUAUCUUCAGAGACAGACAGCGUGUACAGUCCGGGCAAUCAGACCAGAACAUUUGAGUACGCCACUUCCCAACAAUGCAGGAGAUGAAGAGAUUCCACACAGUUCCGGCUCGGAGGUCAGCGCGUCCGUCGAGGAUGUGGUUCAAGAGGCCAAAAUGUUCUUAAAACGGGCCCUCUUCCAGGCUGCUUAUUGCUGGUGGUUUGCACUUCGAUUAGCGAGUCAGUGA